AUGGCGGUGGGCCUGGAGCAGGCGGAGGAGCAGCGGCUGUACCAGCAGACGCUCCUGCAGGACGGGCUCAAGGACAUGCUGGACCACGGCAAGUUCCUGGACUGCGUGGUGCGGGUGGGCGAGCGCGAGUUCCCGUGCCACCGCUUGGUGCUGGCGGCCUGCAGCCCCUACUUCCGAGCGCGCUUCCUGGCCGAGCCGGAGGCGGGGGCGGCGGGCGGCGAGCUGCGCCUGGAGGAGGUGGCCCCGGACGUGGUGGCGCAGGUGCUGCACUACCUGUACACGUCGGAGAUCUCGCUGGACGAGGCGAGCGUGCAGGACCUGUUCGCCGCGGCGCACCGCUUCCAGAUCCCGUCCAUCUUCACCAUCUGCGUGUCCUUCCUGCAGAAGCGCCUGUGCCUGUCCAACUGCCUGGCCGUCUUCCGCCUGGGCCUCCUGCUGGACUGCGCGCGCCUGGCCGUGGCCGCCCGCGACUUCAUCUGCGCGCGCUUCCCGCUCGUGGCGCGCGACGCCGACUUCCUGGGGCUCUCGGCCGACGAGCUCAUCGCCAUCAUCUCCAGCGACGGCCUCAACGUGGAGAAGGAGGAGGCGGUGUUCGAGGCGGUGAUGCAGUGGGCGGCCGGCGGCGCGGACCCCGAGGCCCAGGCCGAGCGCCAGCGUGCGCUGCCCACCGUGUUCGAGAGCGUGCGCUGCCGCCUGCUGCCGCGCGCCUUCCUGCAGAGCCGCGUGGAGCGCCACCCGCUGGUGCGCGCCCAGCCCGAGCUGCUGCGCAAGCUGCAGAUGGUCAAGGACGCCCACGAGGGCCGCCUCACCGUGCUGCGCAAGAAGAAGAAGAAGGACAAGGGGAAGGAGGCGGCGGGGCCCAAGGCGGCUGGCAAGGGCGGCGCCGGCGAAGCCAAGGCCGAGGGGGAGGAGGAGGAGGAGGAGGAGGACCAGGAGCGCGUCCUCCCAGGCAUCCUCAAUGACACGCUGCGCUUUGGCAUGUUCCUGCAGGACCUCAUCUUUAUGAUCAGCGAGGAGGGCGCCGUGGCCUACGACCCGGCCGCCAAUGAGUGCUACUGUGCCUCCCUCUCCACCCAGAUCCCCAAGAACCAUGCCAGCCUGGUGACCAAGGAGAACCAGGUCUUCGUGGCCGGGGGCCUCUUCAUCAAUGAGGACAACAAAGAGGACCCCAUGAGCUCUUACUUCUUGCAGUUUGACCACCUGGACUCAGAGUGGCUGGGGAUGCCGCCGCUGCCCUCGCCGCGCUGCCUCUUCGGCCUGGGAGAGGCUCUCAACGCCAUCUACGUGGUCGGCGGCCGGGAGCUCAAGGAGCGGGAGAGCAGCCUGGAUUCGGUCAUGUGCUACGACAGGCUGUCGUUCAAAUGGGGUGAAUCGGACCCGCUGCCUUACGCGGUGUACGGCCACGCCGUGCUCUCCCACAUGGACCUCGUCUACGUCAUUGGCGGCAAAGGCAGCAACAGGAAGUGCCUGAACAAGAUGUGCGUCUACGACCCGAAGAAGUUCGAGUGGAAGGAGCUGGCUCCCAUGCAGACGGCCCGGUCCCUCUUCGGGGCCACCGUCCACGAUGGCCGCAUUUUUGUGGCCGCGGGGGUCACGGACACAGGGCUGACCAGCUCGGUGGAGGUGUACAGCAUCACAGACAACAAGUGGACGCCCUUUGAGGCCUUCCCACAGGAGCGCAGCUCACUCAGCCUGGUCAGCCUGGCGGGCACUCUCUACGCCAUCGGCGGCUUUGCCACCCUGGAGACUGAGUCCGGGGAGCUGGUCCCCACGGAGCUCAAUGACAUCUGGAGAUAUAACGAGGAGGAGAAGAAGUGGGAGGGUGUUUUGCGGGAGAUGGCCUAUGCCACCGGUGCCACCUUCCUCCCGGUGCGACUCAACGUGCUGCGCCUGACCAAGAUGUGA
This is a messenger RNA of Pipistrellus nathusii (Nathusius's pipistrelle), 1905 nucleotides long. Lineage: Eukaryota; Metazoa; Chordata; Mammalia; Chiroptera; Vespertilionidae. The record is from the annotation of a GenBank genome assembly.